AUGGAUUACAGGGCGUGGUCGUUUGUGCUUGAAGAUUCAUUCUUACAAUUUAAUUGGGGAAGAGAAGCAAAAUUAAAUACAUAUACCAGCAGACGUUUUAAACCAAAAUUUGUUGGAGUAGUACUUGCCUAUUUAAACCGUGAUAACUACACUCAACGUUGCACAAGUGACGAACCCGAUCGAAUCAUCAUUCAACGGUUAUUUCCUAACAAUAAAGUUUUUCGUGUGAUCGUAGCUCACGAUAAACAAGAAGCCUUGACAAUGACAGAACAUGAUAAACAAGAGGUUUUGACAAAACGUGAUAAAAAAAUCAUGACAGAACAUGAUAAACAAGAACCCUUGACAAAAUAUUACUUCGAUAAAGACAGACCCGUUGCGAGUUUCAUAUACUUUGAUGAUACAAGAGCGCUUAUAGUAGAUUUUACAGAUGAACCCAAUGAUUAUGCCGAGCAUGCAACUGAUUACCUUCUCGUAUUUUACGAUGAAAAAACUUACAAGAUAAUGUCAAUUCGUAUAAAUUCACCAAAACAUAUUCGAGGGGUAAAUAUUGACGAGCCAUUCUUUACACUUAAUCCCACUUAUGAUGAGGAACGCGACGUAUUUAAAAUUAACUUUGCAGAUUCUAUUUCCAUGACUACAUUCCAAAAAACUGAUCUUGAGGAUGUCGAGUUAGAAAUAGAUAAUGAAGAAAAACUCGUUACAAUAUUAUUUCACAACGCUAGUAUCAAGAUAGCAAACAUCAAAUAA
Molecule: messenger RNA, 747 nt
Organism: Dentiscutata erythropus
Lineage: Eukaryota; Fungi; Glomeromycota; Glomeromycetes; Diversisporales; Gigasporaceae
Source: the annotation of a GenBank genome assembly